CAGAAUUAGUUUACAUCUUUCCUUUAUGGUCACUCUCUCUCCAUGCACUAGGUGUGUACUACUAAUGUUGCUGUUUAGCUGGUGAACACAUCCUCACGCUCACAUUUUCUUUCAGGAACAUAAUGCGGAGAUCAGAUGAAAUGCUAAAACAGGAAGAGCCUCUUCUCUUAACCCCAAGUCCUAAUCCUAAAGGAGGCUUCAAAACCAUACCAUUUAUCCUAGCAACUGAUUUGUUUGAGAGAUUGGCAAGUUCUGGGUUGUCACCAAAUAUGAUAAGAUAUUUGAUGGAGGAAUAUCACAUGGAUGUCACAACGGGAAACAAUAUCAUUCUUUUCUGGUCGGCAGCUACCAAUUUCCUACCGGUUCUCGGGGCUUUCAUUGCUGAUUCUUUCUUGGGUCGAUACAGAAUGAUUGGAGUUGGAACCAUUUUCAGCUUACUGGGGAUGGCUAUUCUAUGGUUAACGACCUUUAUCACACAAGCACGGCCACCUCCUUGCACUGGUUCGGUCGAAACAACUUGCAUCCCCUCUAAUUUCCAGGUGAUUUUCCUCUGUUCUUCCUUCUGCCUUCUGUCUAUGGGGGCUGGUGGAAUCAGAUCAUCUUCAGUAGCAUUCGGUGCAAACCAACUAGCAAACAAAGAUGUUAACCUGGCUAGUUCCCGGUCUUUACAGAGUUAUUUUAACUGGUAUAUAGCUACAAGCUCAGUUGCGGUGCUCCUGGCUUCAACAGUAGUGGUAUAUAUUCAAGACAAAAUGGGAUGGGAAGUUGGAUAUGGGAUUCCUGUAGUGCUUGUGUUCUUGUCAGUACUUUCUUUCUUUGUGGCCUCUCCCUUGUAUGUCAAGCCGAAGAGUAAAUCAAGCUUGAUCACUGGAUUUUUUCGAGUGAUUGCAGCAGCAUACAACAACAGACAUGUCGAUUUACCAACAGACACCACGUCUGUUUUGUUUCAUUGCAAGGAGGAUUCCAGAAGGAUUGUUCCCAGUGAGAAGCUAAGGUUUCUAAAUAAAGCUUGUCUAAUUAAAAAUGGCCGGGAGCAGGAGAGACCAGCUGAUGGGGAACGACUCUCAAGUAAUAUUUGUACAGUAGAUCAAGUGGAGGAAUUCAAAGCACUACUCAAGGUAAUUCCUUUGUGGUCUACAGGGAUGAUAAUGUCAAUAAACAUGAAUCAGCCCUCUUUUCCUUUACUGCAAGCAACUUCAAUGGACCGCCAUAUUACCUCCAACUUCGAGAUCCCUGCAGGAUCGUUUGGAACCAUUGGAAUUAUAGCUCUCACACUAUGGGUAGUACUUUAUAAUCAGGUCAUUCUUCGACUGGGGUCUAAAAUCAUGGGGAGAACUAUUAGCUUUACCAUCAAGCAAAGAAUGGGCACGGGAAUAUUUGUUUCCUUCCUGGCUAUGGUAGUGUCUGCAGUUGUUGAGGGCAUUCGAAGGGAUCGGGCAGUUACAGUUAAAAAUUUAAAUGUAGCGGUAACAACUGUACAGAUGUCAGCAAUGUGGUUAGUUCCACAAAAUUGUCUAAGUGGCAUUGCCGAAGCUUUAAAUGCAGUCGCUCUGAUCGAGUUUUUCUAUAGAGAAUUUCCUAGCAGCAUGUCUAGUAUAGCAUCCACUAUGUACGGAGUUGGGAUGUCAGCUGGAAAUCUGCUAGCUAGUUUUCUAUUGAGUACCAUUGAUGAUGUUACUGGAAGAGAAGGGAAAAUAAGUUGGAUUUCAAGUAAUAUUGAUGAAGGCCACUAUGAUUACUAUUACUGGUUUCUUGCAGGAUUGAGUCUAAUUAACUUGAUGUACUUUUUUCUUUGUAGCUGGGCUUAUGGUCCCUGUGAAGGAGAAUGCAUCGGAUCAGGAACGUCAAGCACUGACUGAGAUGCGAGUUUCUCGUGUCAAAAAAUGAAGUUGCUUGACAACGAAAAUUCUACUCUGAAUUAUCAACUUAUGCACCCUAGUGUUACUAUCUCAGUGUACAUACAUCACAAAGUUGUAUGUUAUUUAGAAACUAAUGUUAAAAUGACUUUGUCAUCACAAACGCACUAGUGAUGGUCAAACUUCAGAUUAUUUGCACAAAGGUAUUAAAAAGAUGAUAAAGUAUGAUGUCU
Daucus carota subsp. sativus is the source of this 2089-nucleotide messenger RNA. Its product is annotated as protein NRT1/ PTR FAMILY 1.2. The record is from RefSeq and is a predicted model, not a curated record. Gene Ontology annotation, cellular component: plasma membrane. The transcript has 5 exons. Bases 123 to 1859 code for a protein of 578 amino acids. Gene Ontology annotation, biological process: transmembrane transport. Gene Ontology annotation, molecular function: transmembrane transporter activity. NCBI's taxonomy places the organism in Eukaryota, Viridiplantae, Streptophyta, Magnoliopsida, Apiales, Apiaceae.